ACUCUAUGUUCAGACUUCAGAACUAAUAAACGUCAAACGUGAAAUCUGAGGAUUGUGUUAUGUUACAAUUAAGAACUACGAAAUUGUUUUGAUAUGAAUUAUGCAAUUAUACUACGAUUAUAGUGCGUGAUUUCGAUCGCAUCGUUUAUCAAAUAAUGUCAAACGAAACAGAUCUGUUUAUAUCAGUUCCUCGGUCAUGUUUAAACGAAUUUUAUAGCAAAUAUCUUAAUUUAGUGGAAACUUUUUACUAUGUUACGCUUUCUGAAAAGAAAUCGGGAAGUACAAAAGUGAAACCAGAAUUUGUGAGUUUUAAAAUUAUAUUUAAUUUAAGCCCUGUGGAUGGUAACUUCAAUCCGAGAGAACUUGUCGACAGAAUACAGAAAUAUGUGGAGUCAUCACUGGGAUGGGCAGGAGAGCGCGGAGAGGACUCGAGCUACGACUCUGAGUGCGACGAUGACGGAGGACAUCGCACCGCCUCACGCACACCCUCCGACACUCUCGCUGCGGAGUUCGCGGAGUAUGUCACCCACGCACCACCUCCGCCAAAUCAGGCUAAGAUCGAGUUUGCGGUAAAGCUGGGUUACUCUGAAAGACUUGCUCGGACGGCGUUACAGCGAUUAGGACCAGACCCGCCUCGUAAUGAGUUGCUGGCGGAACUUAUCAAGCUCGCCUCGAAAAGGCCGCCUCGAAUGCCUUCUCCACCACCUCCAACAGAACCCGACCCGCCAUUUGAACGCGCACCUUUAAGACCGAUAGUAAUAGACGGAAGCAACGUUGCCAUGAGCCAUGGUAACAAAGAAGUGUUCUCGUGUCGAGGAAUAGAAAUAUGUGUCGACUGGUUUCGAGCACGAGGUCACAAAGAAAUCACAGUAUUUGUGCCAAAAUGGAGAAAGGAAGCGUCACGGCCAGACAACCCCGUGGCCGACCGUGACGCCCUCGAGCGGCUCGAACGCAGUCGUGUGCUCGUCUACACGCCCAGUCGUCUCCUCGGAGGCAAACGGCUUAUCUGCUACGAUGAUAGAUACAUUCUCAAACUUGCAGCCGAAACGGACGGAAUAGUCGUCUCCAACGACAACUAUAGGGACCUGGCCGCCGAGAGUCCGGAGUUUCGAAAAGUCAUCGAGGAAAGACUCUUGAUGUUCUCCUUCGUUAAUGAUAGGUUUAUGCCGCCCGACGAUCCCCUCGGUCGGUCGGGCCCCACGUUGGACGCUUUCCUCCGUGCGCCACCGUCCCGUGCCGAUCCGCCUCCGGCAUGUCCAUACGGCCGGAAAUGUACUUACGGAAAUAAAUGUAAAUUUCAUCACCCAGAGCGUGCGGGCCGACCACACAAAUCGGUAGCUGAAAAACUGUCGGAACGAGCCGCUCGAAAGGCACGCGACCUGCAUACGCUAAGUCUUCCUCCCAGCGGUCGACCCGCAGACACGAAGAAACCGUUGGCGCGGGCGCAUUCCGCCACGCCCAGACUCGCAGACUCCUCGCUGGUGACGCACUUCGACAGGGCGCAAGUACCCGGUCCCUCGCAGCCUCCGCCCGACCCUAACCCGCACCGCAAGCUCGCCCGACAGCUGACACUCAACCCGGCGUGUGACCCGCGACUUCACGCGUCGGCCGCUCGGGUGUCGUCGGCUCCCGUCGGCGCGGCGGCCGCCUUGGCGCCGCAGAUGGCGGCGGUGUCGCUGUCUCCUUGCGCGUCCGAGGGCGCCCUGCAACAUUGGGAAGCGAGACGACGAAUGCACUUCCAUUUGGCGGGAAUAUUCCCCGAGGCACAAGUAGCCGAGGCGAUGUCCACUUACCCGGAGGAGACGGAUCCGCAGAAGAUGUGUGCGAUAAUUUUAGACAGAUACAGGCCGAGCGAGGCGACGUUACCGCGACCGAACCAUUGACACUUCUUACACAACAUUUGAUGUUCAAUUUUGAGAAAUGUUGCUUGUAAAUAAUUUGCAUCCUAUUUUCAUCUUUAUCUGAUCUAAGAAUUAGACCCGAUUUCUUUUUGAAAUUGAGAUUUUAAAUUCACAAGGUCGAGGAGGCGAGGUAAACGAGGAACUCAAUCGGUAUCGUUGUCGGCUAUUUCUUAUAAGAAGACUAUAUAUAUUAGCAGGAAAUCUAAAUCGUAACCUCAUAAUACAUUCUAAUAUUGUGAAAUUAAUAAUGUAAAUUCAAGACAUAAUCAACGCUUUAGAUUGUAAUAAUGCAAUCAUAUUCUUUGAAAUGCAUAUAAAUGAGGUAAACCUCAUUGAUAUAAGGUGAAAAAUAUGCGACCUUUUUUUGCAAAAGCUUUGCUUUGUUCUAUUAAAAAAAAAUAACGUCGGAUAAGGCAUUUAACUUUGUACAUUCAGUUUAUUGGACAAGCGCUUCUGCGAAGUGUACGUCCUUAUUUAAUUAUUGACUAAGCUUAGAUUUAAGGAUGUACAAAUAAACGGUUCUAAAAAUAUUUACAUACGUCUUACCCCUUACAACAUCUUGACUAAUAACAAAAAACAUGAUAUUUGAGUAAAUUGAUUUAAUUCUCGUAAUAUUAUAUGCAUUGUGGAAAUAGAACUUUAAAAUCAUCUCUAAAAAUAUUAUCCUUUAUAUAUGUCGUCGUUUUACCCUGUUUUGGUUAUCGACGUGAAAGAAACAUUUCCACAUAUAAGACACAUUUAAUAUACGAUUUACUCCAUAGCAUAGCAUACGCUUGGGUGGAAAUCACAUUGCUGAUUUAACUGAAAUUAAAGAAUUCAUUCGUAAGUUAUAAAUAUAUCGAGUGUGAUAUGAGACUAACGUACAUUCUAAACGUAGUGUUAAUUAGGAAAAUAUAUUAGAUAGGUUGUUUUUUUUGUAUUGCAAUAACGUUUAUUUUGUGAUGGUAUAGUUAUAUUUGGUACUGUGUACCAAGUAAAAGGUUAAAUAUCUGAUAGUUUAUUAAUAAUAUAGCUUUUUUAUUUAGAAUUAAGUAAACACUAUUUUUACAUUUUAAAUGAAAACGGAAUGGGACAACGAAUUUUCCAUAUAUCUGUUACAGCAACAUCUGAACUAGACGUUAUAGUAAUGACCAAAUUGAUUAAUAUUAUUUAAUUGAUACGAGCGGGUCAUUCCUGUUGGUACGUUAAAGGUGCUUUAUAAGGCCAGAUAUGAGAUGAUAUCAUAAUAUGUAGUUAUAUUUACACUAUUUGUUGUUUGAUUUUUAUUAAAUUGAACUGUUAAAAAACCUUAAAUGCAAUGCAUCAAAUGUAAGAUAAAUUUUAUCUACUUGUCUAUACUUCAUAUAAUAAUUUUUUUUUAUAUAAUUAUGUGAAGUAUAACAUAUUAUCUUAGUUAUAAUUUUAUACUCAAAUUUUGUCAGUUAUUUUAUAACCUUUAUGUGGUCCUGACGAAGUUUGAUUAUAUAUUACGUACAUAAUUAUAUUAUGAUAAACUUAGGCUAGUACAAUUACUAACAACAACUCACAAUAAUUAUUAUCAAGUCCUGCUAAGUAAUUCCAUUAAGGAAU
Vanessa tameamea is the source of this 3470-nucleotide messenger RNA. RefSeq names its product probable ribonuclease ZC3H12B (gene Regnase-1). Bases 156 to 1883 code for a protein of 575 amino acids. The record is from RefSeq and is a predicted model, not a curated record. Gene Ontology annotation, molecular function: RNA endonuclease activity; mRNA binding; metal ion binding. Gene Ontology annotation, cellular component: cytoplasmic ribonucleoprotein granule; nucleus. NCBI's taxonomy places the organism in Eukaryota, Metazoa, Arthropoda, Insecta, Lepidoptera, Nymphalidae. The transcript is spliced from 4 exons.